UCUCUAAUACCAUGUUGAGUUAAAUCUACAAACCAACUCGUAUAAAAGUCUAAGAUUUUGAAAAAAGAUGGACAUUACGCUGAAUCCAUACUAGGCCAGGCCGGAUUGGGAGGAAGAGAGCAAAGAUUUUGCUCUUCACCAACUUUCGCCCUUGAACUCUCUUUCCCUCCUUUUCCUUUCUCUGAUAAGUGACACACCCGGCUGCUACCGCUUUAUUUACAGCUCCUCCUAGUAUUUCCUCCGCCCUCUCCGCCAUUGCUUUUCUGCCGUUCUCACCCCCUACACGGUUACACCUCCUCGUCGUCGUCACCGGCGCCAUUAUUCCCUCCUAUCCGUUCCUAGUUUCCUGGUUUCAUCCUUCCUGACGGUCUUCUCCUGCGCGCCGCCGCCCGGUGUUCGCACUCCGGCGACAACAUGUCGAAGAAAAUUGUGGUGAAGCUGGACCUGCACGACAACAGGGAGAAGCAGAAGGCCAUGAAGGUCGUCUCGGCGCUCAUCGGCAUCGACGCGAUGUCCAUGGACAUGGCGUCGCAGAAGAUGACGGUGAUCGGCAUGGUGGACCCCGUGGACGUGGUGAACAAACUGCGCAAGGCGUGGCCAGCGUCCAUCGCCUCGGUGGGCCCGGCGAAGGAGCCGGAGAAGAAGAACGAGGAGAAGAAGGACGGCAAGGAAAAGAAGGAAGGGGAUGCCAAGAAGGACGGCGACGGGGAGAAGAAGGACGGCUCCAAGAAGGAUGGCGAAGAGAAGGACGACUCCAAGAAGGACGGCGACGGCAAGAAGGCGCCGCCGACGGAGCAGCAGAUCAUCGCCGAGCUGAUGAACCAGUACCGGGCGUACAACAACCCGUACAUGGACACCCACUACUUCGUGCAGAGCAUGGAGGAGAACCCCAACUCCUGCGCCAUCUGCUAAGCGUGCUGCGUGAGGUAAUCAAGCACGGUUUAUUACUACGUGCAUGCAUGUAUCUGCGUACGACUUACGAGACGGAUGAUCUGAUAAGGUAGUUGUGAACCAAGCGUGUCAACAAAAAAAAAAUCACUGGCCUACUUCUACUACUGCAUGAGUGGCUACUCUUGUGGCCAUGGAGGAGGAUAUGCAGCGUGUCUCGGUAUGUGUAAGCAGGGAUGGCACUGCUGAAACUCUGCCUUCUGGGAUACUAGAGCUGUAAUGAUAUGUAGCUAAAGUUUUGGUUUUGUAUAUAAUACUGGAUGCACAUGCAUGCGUGUGAAUCUGCAAAUCAAUUGAUAUGCUAUUUGUGGCUGAAGGUUAGCUCAGUCACACCAUGUAUGAAUUGGAAAAUAAUGUCCAUUGUGAGAUUGACAA
Molecule: messenger RNA, 1323 nt
Organism: Phragmites australis (common reed)
Lineage: Eukaryota; Viridiplantae; Streptophyta; Magnoliopsida; Poales; Poaceae
Product: heavy metal-associated isoprenylated plant protein 39-like
Exons: 3
Coding region: 415-912 (165 amino acids)
Molecular function (GO): metal ion binding
Source: RefSeq, a predicted model, not a curated record